AUGACGACCUCUCAUCUGACCAUCGACUCGGACCAGCAGAAGAUAAAACUGGCUGUGUUGGGAGCACCGGGUGUAGGAAAGACUUCCAUUGUCAAACAGUUCGUGUGCAACCACUUCGAGGAGGACUACGAGCCAACAGACCGGAAACACGUGUACCUUCCGUCUGUCAUCAUCAACGAUCACCUAUAUGAAUUAAAAAUCAUAGAUUGCCCAUACAUUCCAUACUUCCCAGUGAAUUCUCUGUACGAAUUUACGGACUUCCGGGGCUAUGGCUUACGAAAUGCCACGGCCUAUAUUUUAGUGUAUGACGUCACUUCCGAGGAUAGUUUCCAGUAUAUUAAAUCAUUACGCGAUCAGAUUUUGGAAAGUCGCAAUAUGCAUGACGUUCCACUUUUUGUUGUCGGAAACAAACAUGAUUUGUCAGAUGAGCGUGGGAAGUUUCGACGAGAGGUCGCAAAUUUAGUAAAGAAACAAUGGAAAUGUGGCUACGUAGAAUGUUCGGCAAAAUUCAACUGGCAUAUCGUGUUACUGUUUAAGGAACUCAUGAAGGCCGUGGAUUUCAUCGAUUAUGGUCAUAAGCCCACGGCUGUGAGAGUGCAGGAUGCUCUGCGGCGAAACAGAUGCGUCAUUUUAUGA
Molecule: messenger RNA, 636 nt
Organism: Ylistrum balloti
Lineage: Eukaryota; Metazoa; Mollusca; Bivalvia; Pectinida; Pectinidae
Product: ras-like protein family member 10B
Exons: 1
Coding region: 1-636 (211 amino acids)
Molecular function (GO): GTP binding; GTPase activity
Source: RefSeq, a predicted model, not a curated record